Aspergillus pseudotamarii is the source of this 534-nucleotide messenger RNA. RefSeq lists its product as uncharacterized. Bases 1 to 534 code for a protein of 177 amino acids. Lineage: Eukaryota; Fungi; Ascomycota; Eurotiomycetes; Eurotiales; Aspergillaceae. The record is from RefSeq and is a predicted model, not a curated record. The transcript has 3 exons.
AUGUCGAUUGUAGGAACGAACGUUUUGGUGCUGAUUUAUAUGGCUAUGCUAGCUUCAGCAGCAGUUAUCAGUCCACUAGUUUCUAGUGCUCCGCCGCCCCCCGCCGCACCGGUACUGAAGCGUACUGAAUGGAUACCUGUGGAUGCGCCUAUGCCACAGGGAAAUGGCAGCUACGAGAAAGGCCACCUGCCAUAUAAUUCGCCCCCUCCCUGGGCCAAUGUGAUGAACAGCAAAUGGCUGCGCUUUGCCGUCAAGAACAUAAUUGGUACCAAUGGAAAGCCCAACGUGUUGAACUUCCGAUGGAAGAAGGUUUCCAAGGGUAAGCUCCCCUUGACUAAGGAACUGUGCAAUGAUGCAUAUAGUAUAUUGGCAACUGCUCUAUGUGACAAACAGGAUGCAAAGGCGACUAGAGGGGUAACAAUCAAACUCGCAGACGACCAGAGAAUUGAGAUUGGCGUUGAUCCAGAUGAGAUGAAGAACUUCAAAGAGAAGGACAAGAAGUACACGAGUGUUGGAAGCUCAUUGAUGCCAUGA